Messenger RNA from Tachysurus vachellii, 1782 nucleotides. RefSeq names its product cyclin-dependent kinase 11B-like. The transcript is spliced from 8 exons. Gene Ontology annotation, cellular component: nucleus. Gene Ontology annotation, biological process: regulation of transcription by RNA polymerase II. Gene Ontology annotation, molecular function: DNA-binding transcription factor activity, RNA polymerase II-specific; DNA binding. The record is from RefSeq and is a predicted model, not a curated record. Lineage: Eukaryota; Metazoa; Chordata; Actinopteri; Siluriformes; Bagridae. The coding region runs from base 1 to 1782 and encodes 593 amino acids.
AUGAAGAGGAAAGGUAAGCAGAGAAUGCAGGAAAACCUGUAUGAGAUUUUGGACUGGCUGGAGAAUGAGCGAGGACAGAUGAUAAUGCAGUUCUGGAGUUGUGUGUUUCAGGAACACAUCCUGCAGAAAUAUCCUUUGCUGCGUCAGCUCCAAACCAGCCUUCUGAAUGUGAAGAUGAACAUCAGUCAAUUUAAUUUAAUUCCACUGGAGCAGCUGAUUACUUUUUUUCGCCGCAAGAAGACCGAGAUAUCAUCUCAGCUGGACGACCCACAACUUUUCUUCGACCAUCUCAAAGACCACGGUCUGAUAUCUGAGGAUGUUUACCAGAAGUUAAUAAAGAUGAAAAGUAAGGACAGAAGGCAGAAAGCUGUGUAUAAGGUUUUGGAAAGCCUGGAGAAGGAGCCAAAUAAAAUAAAGGAGUUUUGGAGUUGUGUUUUUGAGGAGCACAUCAUGCAGAAAUAUCCUUUUCUGCGGUCACUACAAAGGAGACUUGACGAAUCUUUCUUGCUUAGUCAAAACCUGCCCUGGGUAGAGAAACUGACAGGAAAUGAAGAAAAGCAGGUAGAGCAAAAGAAAAGUGGAACAAAGAGAAAGAAGAGUGUUGAUGAGACAGAAGAGGAGGAUGCAGGUCCUUUUUCUGUGUCCAGCUCCAGCCAGAAGAAAUUAUUAAUCGUUAUGGACGAUUCCAGUGAAGAGGAGCUCAGAAAAAGUGUACACUCAGAUCAAGAAGAAAAAGAAGAGACUAAUGAUUCCAGUGAAGAGGAGCUCAACGAAAGUCUAUACUCGGAUCAAGAAGAAAAAGAAGAGACUAAUGAUUCCAGUGAAGAGGAGCUCAACGAAAGUCUAUACUCGGAUCAAGAAGAAAAAGAAGAGACUGGUGAUUCCCAUGAAGAGGAGCUCAACGAAAGUCUAUACUCAGAUCAAGAAGAAAAAGAAGAGACUGGUGAUUCCCAUGAAGAGGAGCUCAACGAAAGUCUAUACUCAGAUCAAGAAGAAAAAGAAGAGACUAAUGAUUCCAGUGAAGAGGAGCUCAACGAAAGUCUAUACUCGGAUCAAGAAGAAAAAGAAGAGACUGGUGAUUCCCAUGAAGAGGAGCUCAACGAAAGUCUAUACUCAGAUCAAGAAGAAAAAGAAGAGAGUGGUGAUUCCAGUGAAGAGGAGCUCAACAAAAGUCUAUACUCGGAUCAAGAAGAAAAAGAAGAGAGUGGUGAUUCCAGUGAAGAGGAGCUCAACAAAAGUCUAUACUCGGAUCAAGAAGAAAAAGAAGAGAGUGAUUAUUCCAGUGGAGAGGAGCUCAGAAAAAGUCUACUCAGUAUACUCGGAUUAAGAAGAAAAAGAAGAGAUUCCAGUGAAGACAAUGAUGAUGAUUCCAGUGAAGACACUGAUGACCUCAGAAAAACAGAGGAUAUGUCUAAGUUUGUCUACAUGGCCCUUACAGAGUUUGGAUUUGACACCCCUGAACUAGAAGAUCUGCAGUUUAAUCCUGCUGUUCUACCAGUCAGCUGUGGUUCUGUGAGAGAGGAUUUAUAUAAAAGCAGAUUUGCAGGUGGGUCACGCAGUAAGAGCAUCCACACAGAGGAGGGCUGGAUCACUCCUGAGGACUUUGUAAAGCAGGAGUUAACUCUGACAGACAGACACUGGAAGAAAGAUGUACUGUGUCACGGAAAAACCCUCGACUACCUGGUGAAGAACAAGGUCCUGUGUGUCCAUCCAUUGUUUUGCGACUGUCAACUUUGCUGCCUGGAUGAAGCUGUGAGUCUGAAACCCAUGAUGGCAUCAUGA